GCCUGCCUUGGUUGCACAUUUGCCUUUUCCGCGCUACUCGCUCAUCUUCCCUUGUAAAUUACUUUGUCCAGUUUUUCUAAUACCGCGUAGCGAAGAGACAGACGAAAUGUCGGCAACAGCAAGCACGAAGAACAGCGGCCUGGCGCUGGUGGCAAAGGGCGUGGCAGCCAUCGCAUACAUUGUUAUGCUGCAUUCAGGGUACGCGGCGCGCGAAUUCAUUCUGUACAACAAGGCUAUCGGGCGGGUCGACUACUCGCUGCCCAUUGAGAUCGUGGCCGAGUGCCUGGUGUCGCUGGCGGUCAUGACGGUUGCGCUUGUGUUUGGCGUUGGCCUGCUGAAGCCCAUCAGCUACGAGGCCGAGAUGAGCCGGUACUCAGUCGAUGGCGUUUACUCGCGACCCUCGUUCCACGUGUACAACCACCGCGGCCGCUACCUGCGCCCGGUCCAGAAGGCCUAGGGUAACAGUUCCUUUCUUAAAAAUACAUUGAUGUGAUGCGAAA
This is a messenger RNA of Linderina pennispora, 500 nucleotides long. RefSeq lists its product as uncharacterized. NCBI's taxonomy places the organism in Eukaryota, Fungi, Kickxellomycota, Kickxellomycetes, Kickxellales, Kickxellaceae. The record is from RefSeq and is a predicted model, not a curated record. Bases 107 to 457 code for a protein of 116 amino acids. The transcript has a single exon.